GUUAUUUCCUUCGCUGGCUAUUCCCCCGCCAUUGUCACUCUCAGUUGGGUUUCUUGAACUCCCACAUGAGAAUCCAUAAAAAAAAAUGGCUCAGAAAGCAUGGAAGAUUAUCCCAAGACCCCUUCUGGAGACAAUUCUCAACAGCCAUGUUCAGCAACACCGCGUCCCACAGCCUCUGAUUCUUCACGGCCCCCGUGGCGUCGGCAAAACCACCCUCAUUCUCGAACGUUUGCUUGAUAGAUGGAACACAGAGCCUCAUUUCACAGCGUAUGUGGACUUGGCGGAGAGUAUACAAGAUCAUCACCCGAAACAUGAAGGUACAUUUCCAUGGGCGUCCUGGUCGAAUUGCUCGCCUCCGCCGCUUUCAUCGCUCCGUGUUCAGCUGGAGAACAGUCUUGAAGAGUUGACCGUAAAGGGAAUUAUGAUGGGCAAGAUUAAUUCGCGCCAGAUUUUCACUACUCUCAAUAAAUGGCAUAAUCCCACUACAGCGGUUGAGAGGAUUUGUGGAAUUAAGGAUGAUACUUCAAUGAUGAUUAGUUCGACAUCGGAAGGUUCGAAAAGAAGGAAAAAGAAAGUGUCUGCUGUUGCUGCUGCGUUGAAGCAGUUGUCAUUGUGGGAUAUGGCUGUUUGCAGGCACUCUGUUCGAUUAAAUGCCAAAAAGAGUUCGGGGAGGGAUGUGACUCCGGGGGAGCAUUCCUAUUAUGGGGAAGCAAUGGCUGCUUUGGAUUUAGCUAAGGAGGUUAUUAGAGUUCAGCAAGGGUGGAGAGUAAAUGCUAUUAAGCAUUUAAACGCGACUGGCGGAUUUUCAAGGCCUCUAGCUCAUUCAUCAACUGAUUGGCCAUGCUUAUUGUUGGAGCUAUUGUCAGAUGCAGCUGAAGUAGACUACUUUCAGCCGAAGCUUGUGAUAAACAACAUUGACAUUUUAAAGAAUGCAAUUUUGACGGAUGAUACAAGUGUCAAUGCAUCCAUGUAUCAUGACAGCCUAAUUUGGAGGAUGAUAGCAUUAUGUGUAAAUGAGAGAUGUCUUCCUGUUAUCCUUGUUACAUCAGACAGCUACUAUUCUUAUCGGGCAUUUAUUGAUUUUGGAUUUCCCGACAUAUUCAUCUCUCGUGAGACAUUUGGGUGGACUCCUGCUGAAGCAAAAAUGCACAUGGUUGAUGAUUAUUUUAGUCCCUCCGAGUGGAAUUUACUUGUGGAGGCGUUAGGGCCAAAUCCGCGGCAUCUUUUUGAGGUUUAUGCACUGAAGCUGAACAAUUACUACAAUAAAUUUGUGGGUGACAAAGGCAAUACCAUCGAAGACCUUCUGGAUGCAUACUUGGCAUAUCUUCAAGUAACUGUAGUCAAUCCUGCCAUGGACAGAGCAUUACUGCUGUUGCAAAACUUCGCCAUGGAUGCACGAAAUGGAAAGAUUUCUAAAGAUAGAUUAAGGUUUGGUGCUCCCUGGAGGCAUCCCCCACAGACGGACAACCCUUCUGAAUGCCAUGAGUGGGCUAAGGUCCAACUCAUGGACUUUGUGCAGUCUCUAGUCAACACAGAAUUUGGGGUUAAUUAUUUUGCUGACUGGAGCUUGGAGAUCUUUGAUGAUCCUUCUACUGUUGCAUUGCUGGAGGUUGGUCUGCUCUAUGUCCAACGUGACCCUUCUUUCAUUCGGCCAAUAACACGUGGCGUUCAGAGAUGCCUAGUUAGAUGGCUUGUCCAGGAGCAGAUGCAAAUGAAUUCUAAGGAAUCAAUUCAGUACCUUUGGCAGAGAAGCAUAAGAGGACGCAGUUAUCGCCAUUUGAUGUUAGAAGUACGGUGAAAUUGGUAUUGCAGGUAUGACUAAUGUUGAAUGCCUUAAUUUAUAACUAAAACAAGCAGCACUUCACUGGUCAUUACUGUACUAAAUAUUUGGUAAACGCUGAAGAAUUUUAGUGACACUAUCCUUGCGAUGCCAUUUCUUUGGUUUUAGAAAAAUAGUCAAUCCAAUGACAUAAGCCUAGCCAAUUGGAAAAACAAAAUCUGGUGACCACUGACCACAUCACAGGUACUAUCCAAACAGUUCACCUGGCUGAUCCGAAAAUGUUCAUGUUUGGAACUGCUGGGAAACACCAAACUGAGAGAACCUCUUGCUUAAAAUAGAGUGAUAUUCAGACCGCCAACACUUAGUCUUCAUGGUGGCGAAGUAUGCAGAUUAGUGAGGUGGUGAGCACAUAAGUGCCCCACAAGGAGUUUUUUUUCCUUGUUUUGCAUUAAGAUAUUAGGCUUCCUGCAAACGCAUUCAAUGACAAGAUGUGAUUUGCCUCUAACUUCUUUUUAAUAGAGAUGCUUUUGCUUUUCCUGCUUGUCUUGGAGCAUUUGCUAUAGUUUAGCCACUCAGAAGAAGCUUGCUUUAACUAGGCUACUAUCCUCUCGAUGUAACAACUGCUUUCUUUUAGUAAGGAAGGGUCUUUAUUCUGUCAGUGUUUUAGAAUUUUGAACUCUGCCUCAGUGAAUUGAUCAUCUUUCUUAUUUUUGUGGCAGUGAAAGUUGAAAUCUUCAUUUUUGUUAUUCGGGAAUGUAAAAAAUGAGUAGCCACAUUGAACUAUCGAAGGGUCAAUAAGGCACGAAUCAGGAAUUGUAAUCUACCACCCUGCAGCCUGUUUAGAGAGAUUUCUGCUGAGCUUUGUGGUUAUUUAACCAGCCUGUCAAGCUGAUCAUCGAGACACAGACCAAACUGAUAUCCAGUUGUGAAAUUUUCAUGGGCUGGAGAGUGAGAUCAUGGCUCGUCUCCCAUUUGAGGCUUUAGAGGAUUAACAGUGAGAAUUUGUGUUCGAGAAUGUUUGUGGAGAAGCAUAAAGCCGUGAGAAACUGUUUUUGAGAACGUUCCUGGAGAGGUAUAAACCCAACCCAUCCGGAUUUGUCUACUGGAAGCAGUAUAUUUAUCUUUGGUGUACUAGUGAUGGUCGGUUGUCGAUCGCAGCUUCUUAACCUUGUAUGCAUGCAGAAAUUUAACUCACUGGGCUCAAAUUCCAGUAGCCGUCCAAUAUGGACAUUUAUUUUACCUCGAUUCCCUAUAUUUUGCGAUACAGAACUGAUGGUGUAUUGAAGUUUCUCAUAGCUUUUAUCCAAAUGCUGCACUUUGUAUGUAACGUACUACUUGCAUACUUCUGUUUUGCUGUAUACUGCAGUCACACGCUUUAAUUAGUUUCAAUGAAACAGAUGAAGAAAACCCACAAUAAACUGAAAUUUACAUUUCAAGAUUGUAGUAGCACUCAUAAUAAGAUGGCGA
Messenger RNA from Oldenlandia corymbosa var. corymbosa, 3247 nucleotides. NCBI's taxonomy places the organism in Eukaryota, Viridiplantae, Streptophyta, Magnoliopsida, Gentianales, Rubiaceae. The record is from the annotation of a GenBank genome assembly.